AUAAUCUGGGGAAGUCUAAUGCGGAUAUGUGUAAACAACAAGGACGGAAAUGAAUAAAAACAAUUCCUGUUUAGGAACCUUGAAUGUUAUUUAAUACAAUUUACAUGUAAAGACACUAACUGUAUUGACAACCUUUCUGUGUGAACAAGAAAUUUGAUGACAAAUCAUUUCAUAACUACAACAUAAGAGGAAAAUGAAAGUUUCUGUUGUCAAGGUUCUUGUGUUAUGUGCACUCUUUGUGAUGACAUUCCUUCUUGGAAUAUUACCAAUAAUUCUUGAGAAAAUUUUUAGAAAGAAAGCUGACACAGAAAGUCAUAAGUCAAAAUAUAAAACUAUCCUUAGUUGCCUAAGUUGUUUCGCUGCCGGUGUAUUUUUAGGAACAGGUGUUUUAGACUUGUUGCCAUCAGUCAGAGUGGAUAUCGGAACAACAUUAAACAGUUUAGAGGUUUUUACAUCAUUCCCAGUGGCUGAAUUUGUAAUGAUGUUUGGAUUAUUUGUUAUUUUAAUUGUUGAACAGAUUGUGUUGACGAUCAAAGAAAAACAUGCAGAUGAAUUAUCAGUAAGAACACCACUUUUACCAUCGAAAGACGUUACAAGGUCAUAUUCACAUUCUGUAACUAGUGAACAGUCAGUGAUUGGUGGUAUAAGUGACGAACCAUUUACAUCCAGUUUUCCUGGAGUAGGAACCAGACGCCACUGUGAUAGUUGUGAAGAGAGAGUAAGCCGUUCAAACUCUGUUAUUGAAGAAGAUGAAAAUCAUCAUCAUGACGAAGAUGACAUUUUACCAGAGCAUGAACAUUCCUCAUUAAGAUCUAUAUUGUUACUAACUGCAUUAUCCUUGCACUCAAUAUUCGAAGGAUUAGCUGUUGGGCUGCAAAACAAGGCUGAUGAUGUUAUAGGAAUCUUUGCUGCGCUUGUGAUACAUAAAUCUAUUUUAAGCUUUUGCCUAGGUAUGAAUCUCAUUCAGAGUAAACUUUCUCAUGUUGGAAUGAUACGCUCAAUUGUUUUCUUUUCACUAACAGCACCUAUUGGUAUAGGCGUAGGAAUCGGCAUUAUAGACUUGUGGGAUUCAAAAUCUUCGCUGCUUGUACAAGGAAUUCUCACUGGCAUUGCCUGUGGAACAUUCCUAUAUGUGACCUUCUUUGAAGUCUUACCCUCUGAGUUUAAUACUCAUGAACAUCGAUUGCUGAAAGUUUUGUUUUUAAUACUUGGGUUUGCAACUGUCAGUGGUGUAUUAUUUCUCCAUAAAGAGGAUGGACCCACUUGUUUCGUUUUACCACCCGCUGCUGGUAAAGACUAACUGAUCAGUUCAGGGUCCACGCUUCUAGGCGACGUGAGCGAAGUGGUCGCUUUUUUUCUGAUGACUUCGCUCUGUUUGAAUAGAAAAGUGAAAAACAAGUCGCCCUAAAAUCUGGCGCCCGAGGCAGUUAUCAUACAUGUAUAUAUCACAUCUAUCAGCUUCUAAUCAGCUUGUAAAAACAUUACAUAAUCAAUAAGCGAAACUUCUCCCGUUACGGGUUGUGAACUUCACGUGUCAACAAAGUAUGCUCUGCCUAUCACCGAAUAUCGUUAGGAUGAUUUUAAUUGGUCGAAACUUUGGAAACACCAAUCAAACGAGGCGAAACAAAAUUGCCUUUAAUUGAUUUUGUGCAUCACGGAUAAAAAGUGUGUGCAUCACGUGUGAAAACAAACAACUAAAAACUGUCAAAAGUAGGGUAAAUAAAAACAAAAGCACAAGUAUGUCGCCGCAUGAGUCGCUGAUUAUAGGAUGAUAGCCCAUCGCAAAUUGACCGAUAGGGCAUAAAGAAAAGCUCUGAAUAAUAACCAGAGUUGUUCGCAAUGUAUGGUUUUAAUUGCGGCUGCCAGACGUAAAUAUUCUCAUGUUAUACAUAAAUUAAAUUGAAAUUCAGACAUGUAUUUAAUUUCAAUCAGUCACAAUCAAUUUUAGAUAAGAACACAUUAGCUUUUAUCUUUUUGUUAAAGUUUUUUGAAAACGAAAGUAGGCUGUCAGAAUGUCUGCUCGCGGUGACAACUUGCCGGUAUUUCAUAGACAUUUUUCUUAAUUUUCUUCAAUAAAAGGUAUUGUCAUUGUAGACUUUGAUAUUAGAUACUGUCCAGUGCCGUUAAAUUUUCUUUCCAUCAUCACAAUUUGUCAAAUAUAUUCUUUAGACUCGAGAAUUGGGCAAUGCUUAUGAGUGUACCAGUAUCCGGACAUAAAAUUUUGGAUAUCCGGAUUUUGACCAGCUGGGGUUUGAAACAGGGGUGUGCAUGGAUAAGAAUUGAAAAAUAAUUUUCUAUUGUUAGUUUUGACUGGUGGAAGGAAGAUGAGCCCGGCAAAUCACACUGUGUUAUAUGUAGACUGGCAAAAUUUGAUAAUCAGGGUUCGACACUAACGGUGUCCCGGGGGCCCGAGGAUCCCAAAUUUUGAGGAGGAACACCAACUUCAAAAAGCUGGGAUUCCGGCUGGAUUCCUAUUUUUUUUUUGUCAAUGAUAUCCAAAAAGUAAAAGAUAAAUACCUGUUUGAAAAAUAUUUUAACCCUUUCCCACAUCGAUACGUUUAUCACCAUAUCUAUCGAUUACCAAACAGAAACGUACUGACCCGUGUCUACCGGUUACCCGAUAGAAACGUAUAAUAACGGCCAUUUGAACAGAAUCGUUUCAUCCCGUGUCUCAUAAUCAAUCGCUCUUUUCCUAAAGAAACAAAGUCCGGAUGUUUACUAACUCAAAAUAUGGGAUUUCGUCAUCAUUAUUUACGUACAAGAUCAUGUGGUUGCUAUUUAAAUAUAUCGAGUACUUUGCAAAGAAAGACCGGGUUUUUUUUCCUACAUGUGCACGGCGCUACGUCAUGGAAAAUUACUGAGAAAACUGCUUGCAACUGGCCGGUUCGCGGGACUUUCCUCGUUCUAAAAAUAAUAACCAUUUAACAUCUUAGUAUUUUUAAAUGUGUUAGGUCGUGAAGGCCACGCGUGAUACAUGCAGAUUUUCCCUGAACAACAAUUUGUGUUUACGAUGGCUUGGAAUUUAUGGCCUUACAUAACGGGAAGUGUUAAUCAAAACAGAAGGACCGCGGCUUCCAAAUAUUUUAUGACACCCCAAGAGUUAAUUGCAGCGGAAGUCACCCGUGAUGUACCGACGUUUGAUCAUCAAAAUAUUACGUAAUAUUAUCUAAAAAUAUUUUAAUUUUUAGCACAAGAAUACUGUCUCGAUCUCAGCGAUCUUUCUGCACUUUCAGAAAUUUUACGAUUCGUUAUUUUUGUAGUGUAGUGUUAUUCAGUUUGAUGGUUGUUUCUGUUUUAUAGAAAUACUUACCGAGUCCGAUUCGGAAGAUAAGUCUGUUAACUAGAUCUAUAUAAAUCAAGCUUUCAAACAUCAAAAUGAAAUUGUAUAUGAAUUUCAAUGUGAAAGUAAUCCAAAACAGAAUUUUAUGCCUAAAAAUAUAAUUCCCUUACUUUAACACUUUAUAUCUUCAAACCUCAAAGAGAAACUACAAUAAAUUUUGUAUCAUCGGAAAUAUAAAUGCCAGGUAAUAUUAAGAUUUUAUAUUUUAAAAUGUAUGAAGAGAAGUCAAGAAAUUCAAGAAUUUUUUUUUAAAUUAUAAUUUUUAGUGGUUGUCACAAUAGACUUGACAAUGAUUAUAUCUAUAAGAUACAAGUGUCUCCAAAGUCGAGACCUUGUCUUGACAUUGGCAAACAUUUAAAUUGAUAUCAGUUUGGAUACAUUAUUCUGUAGUAGUUAAGGUGUCAGCCACUCAGUACAGAGGUUGCGGGUUCGAAUCCCACUGGGGUACGACCGUAACUUCUCAUAAGACAUCUGUUGUGAUUGUUUUUAUAUAUCAUAUUAUGAGGGAUCCCAAAGCCUGAGGAGGACCCCCAGAUUUAAAAAGUAGGGAUUCCUUUGGGAACCUUGUUCAAAUAAGUUAGUGUCUAACCCUGAUAAUGCAAUGCAAGGGGUCAUGACACAUGAGCCGAACAACAAAUAACACUACACAUCCUGUUAUAAUACUGAUGGUGAUUUAGUAUUAUUUAUGAAUGUUUCAAACUACUGCAUAAAUACAUGCUCACUGUGUGUGUUUGUAUUUGAGACUUGGCAUUUUGUACUUAUUUAUAAGUAAAAUAUGUGUUGUUUUGAAAUGUUAUUCCUUUGUGCUGUACCAUCAGAACUGUAAUAUAUACGGUUUAAUUAAUGACUGUUUUGACCCGCAGCCUCACUUCUCCCUGUUCUGAGAAAACUUCUCCCUAUUUUCACUGAAGGGAGAAGUCACUUCUCCCAAUUUUUUUGGGCUAGCUUGAACCCUGCAGUUGAAUGCAUUUUGAAUAUAAGGACAAGGUGAUACAUGUUUUUAAGUAUAUUUUGUUUUAGUAAAUGUCAGCAUUCACCCUUAAACAAGCUAAAGUUAUUGAGAGACUUUUUAUCCCAGUUUGUGGACAGAACUUUAUAUAUUCAUUUGUACAAACAAUUUUGAACUAAGAACAGAGUUACAAAUAUACCAAAGAUUGAGUAACAAUGAAAACUGCAAAGAAAUACAGAGGUCAUUUGGUAUAUCAUGCAAACAUUACUAUAACAUUUUUAUGCCCCUCUUUGUCGAAAAAGGAGGGGUAUAUUGUUUUGCAGAUGUCAGUCUGUUGGUUGGUAUGUAGACCAAUCCGAAGGCUUUGGUCUAGGAUCAUAAAAGUUGAUAGGGAGAUUAGUCAUAACCAGUAGAUGACCCCUAUUGAUUUUGAAAUCAGUAGGUCAAAGAUCAAGGUCACAAUGACCCAGAACAGUUAAACGGUUUCCGGAUGAUAACUCAAGAAUGCUUAGUCCUAGGAUCAUGAAAAUUGACAGAAGGUUGGUCAUGAUUAGCAGAUGACUCCUAUUGCUUUGAGAUCAAUAGGUCAAGGUCAUGGUAACCCAGCACAGUUAAACCAUUUCCGGAUGAUAACUUGAGAAUGCUAAGAUUAAAAGUUGAUCAUGACCAGUAGAUGACCUCUGUUUAUUUUAAAGUCAAUAGGUCAAAGGUCAAGGUCACAUUUUCCCAGAACAGUAGAACUUUUGUGUACAGUGACCAAAUAGUUUCUGUUCCUUGUGCAAUUACUGAAUGCAUCAAAGAGGCCAUUUCAUGUUCUAUGAGCUCUUGUUACAAUCUUAGAUAAAUAUAUUAUGGUUAAAUUGCCUAUGGGUUAAUUGUCAUCUAGAGGUUCCAGAUGCUUGAACAGUUUCAUUUUCAUUAAUGGUUUUCAGUUGCCUAGCAACCAAAGAAUGCCUGUAAAUCAUGUUUGGCUACAAGACAUUCAAGUGUUCUCAUAGGAACACAUGAUAAAAUUUCAAUAAAUGAUUUCUUUCUAAAUUGAUAUGGCAGACCUUUUAUGAAGUGAAAAUUUAUAAGGUCACUGAGUAAGAGUAAGACUAGAAUUGCUGUGAAUGUUUAUAUGCAACCAUCACCUAGUAAUGGAAGAAUUUUGAACCAAAUUUAAACUUGAUUUUUAAAUGUAACUGUAUUACCAAGCAACAUAAAAAAUGUUUGUGAUUUUGAAAUGUAAGUGCUAUCAGGCAAACAUGAAACUAAACAUGUAAUUUGUAACUGUUGUUAUUAAAAAUUGGUCAUUGCUAGUUACCUGCUUAAUUUUACUAUCCACGGUCUUGGUGUAUAUGUAAAUUUUUACACCAAAAAGUGCUGGUAAAAUACUAAAGCAUGGAAUUUGAUCAUGCAGUACAUGGUGAUGCAUCGAUUUUGGACUUAUUCUGAAGUUAUUCAGUAAUUAUUAAAAAUAUUUUUGCAGUUGCAUUAUUAAUUAAAUGAGUUUUAAACUAUAACGAAUUUCCACUGUAUCAGAAACUGUUGAUUGCUCACAACAGCUAUAUGAAACUCACAGUACAGUAUACAUUUUUUAUUUCAUUCCACUCUAUUUCAUCGGUUCUUAUUUAUUUUGCCCGCAAUUUCAUUUUAAAUUCAGCUAGAGUUGUAAAGAAUUUCUAAACUUUUGAUAACAUUUCAGGACUUAAUUUCAUAACGGCCAUGAUAGUCAGUUUUAAUUAUACAUUUUGAAAUCUGAAAUUUGUUUUCUUAUAUUAGUCAACUGAAACCAGAAAAAAUAUUUUAAGGUAUCCAAUGCAAAUCUUCAUCUGAAACAUUAUUUUAGAUACUAACUUUAAAUGUAGAAAAUCUUCGUAAGUGAAUUUAACUUUAAUAAAUAAACAAACUUUGUUUGUAGCGCUAAACUUGCAAGUAAGUGUCAUUUAUAACAGUUUUGUUUUUUCUAGAAAAUCUUCCUUUUUUUUAAUAAUAAUAUACAUUUAUACUGUGUUUAGUUUUUUUAGAGGGUAGUUUUCUAUUUUAAACCUCACACACUGUACUUUCUACACACAUACAAAUGUAGGUACUAAGAAAUAAGUGCUCAUAUUUUCAAAUAUGAAUUUUGGUCUAAUAUAUCUUACAGUUUGUCAAAGACGAUAAACUCCUCGAUAUUUUUCUGUUAAAAUUAAUGUUUAUGAUCAUCAUAUACAUAAUUCUGAUCUUCAAAAUAUGUGUUGUUUUUUUUAUAAGUACAUAUUAAUAAAUUUUAAUUACUGUUAAAAUUUCAAAGUAUUUAUACAGUGUACACAUAAGAUGAUGGCAUAUCAUACAAUGUACAUGCAUGUUAUUUUCAUAUUAUUACAUUGCAGAAUAAUACUGGUCUAUUUAAGAACAGCGAUGAUUUAUUCUGUAUUAUUUAUUGUGGAUUUUGUCAUUUUAUGUUUAUUUUAUAAUUUGCAUGGUAAACAGCAUAUAUUAAAGAACAGCUAAUAAUUUAUUCUGCUUUUAAUAUAAUUUCAUUGUGGAUUUUGUAAUUUUAUAUUUAUUUAAUUUGCAUAGUAAACAAUUCCCAUGGGAAAUGCUAUAUAUCUAGUAUUAUUUUUGCUACAUUGAAAGUGAAAAUUUUGGUCAACAUUGUAGAAAAUAUACCUUUCCAAGUCUGUUCAAGGGAUGCCUUUAUUAGUGUUAAUUUGCAAACCAGGGUUUGCACAUGCCUUGAAAAGUCAUUGAAAUGGAUGCUAGUCCUUGUCAGAAAAUGACUCAGAUUUAGAACCUGAAUUUUGAAAAUGAGUGUUUGAACUCCACACAGAACUGCUUUAGGAAUAGUCAGCAACGUGCUUUUGGCAAAGAGAAAAGAAAAAAAGGAAGAUAAGUUGAAAAGAAAAUAUGAUAUUUCUUCAUAUAUUGAUCUCGGUAUGCACCAGUUGCAGUGAUAAGCAGUGGUCUAGGGUAGCAUUUUACUGCAGUUUAUACAGAGUGCAAUUUCUACUAUAACAUCAUUUUUUGGAAAAAAAUGAUCAAGUUGUUCGGACCUAGGUCUCAAAAAGUGGUUUAAAGAAAAAGGAGUCAUUGAAAAAGAGUAUAAAAAAGUACUUGAAAGUCCAUUAAAAAGGUACUGAAACUUUGUCUCUGAUGAACCAUACUAAGUUACUAACAAUCCUUAAAAUUUACUCAGUUAGAAGUGUGAGUAAGGCCUAAACAAAAUUCUUUGUUUCCGGUAACAUGCUUAAAAAUAUUAGGGUAGGUAGAUCGGAAAAUGGUUUUUUUUUAUCAAGUGAGACUUUUCAGAAAUUAAAAAAUGAAUACAAAUAAGGGGGUUAUGCCUUCAGUGCAUCAGUUAGUUCAUUUCUGACAUUACUGACUAUGUUUAAAGCAUAAAAAGUGCAGUUUUGCAGCUUUUUGUUAAAAAGUUGGGGGAAAAAAAUUCUCCAAGGCAUUUAGGGUCAGGCUAAAAAUUUAAGGUAGGUCGGGAUACGAGAAACAAACAAUUUUUUUUAGCGCCUAAUUGCUAUAUAUUCUUUCACAAUUUUUUUUUUAAGGAGGUAGGUUAUCUUCAUAUUUGUAUGUACGCAUGUCCAACCGGAAGCUAACGUGACGAUUUAUGACGACGUUUACGACAAACUAAAUGUGUUUGUAUAUUCAUUCUUCUGAAAACAAAUCAUGAACUUGUUCUCGAUCUGAUGCUUUAUGGUUUAAUAAUGCAGAAAUAAUGAAUAAAUUGCCGCAGAAACGCUUCAAAACAAUGUUGCCUUAAAAUGACGUCAUUGACAUCAUGACGUUACGUGUCAGUUACCGCGCAAAAUUAAUAGCUUUUAUCUUGAAAGUACAUAAUUCUGUACAUUUUCUUUAUUUUAACUAUUUUCAAGUAACCAUUAUUUGCUGAAAUACUUUUUAUGAGUCUUUUGCUCUGAAUAAUAAUCAAUAUUUUGAUUCUUUUAUGUAGUUAUAUUGAAAUGUUAUGCGGAAUGUAAGAAAAUGGAUGAUGGCAACCGAUGUUAUUUGGAAUAUAGUUGGUAACUUGUUAAGGCCAUUUUCAAAUACAAAGUCUAGCCGUUUGAUUUGUAAUACCUAUUUUUCAGGUUCCGUUGAUAAUUUGUUACUUAUAUACUAAAACUAAGAUCUAAAAUUGUUCAAAUUUCAGUAGAAAAUUGUGGAUUCAUGAAUUGAAUUGAUGUUACCAUGGAAACGAAGCCCGUGACCUGUGUAUCUAAAUGUAAAAUUCAAAAGCGCUGGCACUGGUCUAUUUAAGAAACACAGCUUCGGCUUUUUAUUUUCAUUUCAACAAUAGCCAUGAGAAUAAUAGCAGCACGCUGAACGAUUUUUCCAUGAAAAAUGGCAGACGAGGGGUACUGCUGUACGUAUUCUAAGCUGUGAAAUUUGUUUGAAUAAGCGCAAAAAAAACACGAAAAUGUAACUUACGUUAGAAAUAAUAUGUUUUAAAGCUACAUCAACUAGAAAGAUAAUCUUAUUCAAUAUUUUUUAAAAAGAAAUUACGACAAACAGCAAGAUAUAAGCUAUUUUAAACAUCUCUGUUGCCAUGGUUACUUUAAAAUUUAAGAAAAAUAGAGUACCAUGUAAAGUGCUUGGUAUUUUGCUAAUAAUAUUACCCAAACAUUUCAUGUUGGUCAUUAACAGAAUGGCACUGAAGCCGUCGAAAACCCCUAUUUUUAUACAUAGUUGUUUAAAAAUGAGAGAAAAUGCAUUACCAUGGAAACACGAGCCCCGCUACAUAUCGAUGGGUUAGUGCAACACGGUCGUAACUCAUUUUUUGAAAACUUUACAGGAGAAGCAAAAAAUAUUUUUGUAUUCAAAUGAUGUAAUGAAAAACAAUACAAUCUAUAUUAUUUUUAUCAAAUAACAGUAAUAACUACAAUACUAUGGGAAAAAAUGUCAAAAAAAUGUUCACUGAGGAGUUAUUUGAAAGUUUUCCAGUUACGACCAUGUUGCGCUGAAAUGUGUGGAAAUUUUGUCAAAAACUUAGUGCAACAAGGUCGUAACUAAAUGAUAACAAAUAAUUUAUUGGAGAUAAUUCAUAACAAAGAUGUUUAUUCAAAAGACUAUUAAUUCAAUAUUUUUAAGCAUAUCCAUUUAUCUUUUUCUGUACUUUUAUUGACUUGUUUUACUCGCAAAAAUGUCAAAAAAAUCAUAUCAUAUGUAGAAAUAAAAAUGUACUACUACAAAAACACAUUUUAAAUUAUUUAAAAGUAUUUUACAGUAAAAAGACAAUAAGAGCUUGACCUGGUCCAAGAUAUUUGCAUAUUUUACUGAAUGCAGGCGCUGAGAGUUUUAGUAUUCAAUGUUAUUUCAGUAUUUUACAGUAAAUGGACAAUAAGAGCUUGACUGGUCAAAGGUACUUGAAUAUUUUACUGAAUAUAGGCACUGGGAGCCUUUAUGAUCAAACUUAUUUCAUUAUUUUACAGUAAAUGGACAACAGAAGCUUGACUGGUCCAAAAUAUUCACAUAUUUUACUGAAUAUAGGCACUGAGAGCUUUUAUGGUCAAAGUUAUUUCAGUACUUUACAGUAAAUGGACAAUAAGUGCUUGACUGGUCCAAGGUACUUGAAUAUUUUACAGUAUGUAGACACUGAGUGUCUUUAAAGUACAAGAUAUUUGCAUAUUUUAUAGAAUAUAGGCAUUAUGAGCCUUUAAGGUCUAAGGUAUUUGAAUAUGUCUGUGUUUAGUUAUUAGAUUUUCAUCCAGAAAUAUGCACCGGUUCUGCAGCAUAAAUAAUGUAUGCAACAGGAGCACAAUACUAUUCUGCAAAAGAACAUGUGCAUGCUUCUUGAUACAAGUCUAAAAGUCUUUUUAUUACAUAAAAAUCUACACUUAAACAAUUAUCAAUGGUAUAAAUUUGCUCUUUAGCUUGAGUAAAACUAAGAAUGUCACAAUUAAAGAACAUGAUAAACACAACAACACAGUCACAUGAAACUAACAUCAAAAAUGAUGCCAUACACCUGAUGUGAAAUUUGAAUGUCAGUAUGGUCUGUUCCUGGAAAAUUUUGUAAUAUAUUUAUGAAAUGGCAGCCUCUGAUGCAUAUUUUUUGUCUAAAUUUUCAGGUAUUGAGAGGGUCCCCACCUCCUGUUAGGUUGGUCAGGGGAGUCUCCCUUUGGAAUAUAGGUAUAAAAUGGAAGCCUCUAGUGCCUUUUUGGGUCACAACUUUGAGGUACAUGAUGGGAUACCUCCCUUCCGUUAAGGGGGUCAGGUGGAUCUCUCCCUGGAUUUUCUUUUUUAAUAUAGGUAUGAAAUGGUGGCCUCAGGUGCAAUUGGGUUUAAAUGUUAAGGUAGAGAAGGGGAUAUAAAGGUAGAGAAGGGGUUCAGAGGGUUUCCCCCUAGAAAUAUUUUAAAUAUAGUUAUGAAAUACUGGCUUCUUGUGCAUUUUUGGGUCUGAAUUUUGAGGUACAAGAGGUUAGCCCUCCCUCCUAUUAGUGAGACUCAAGUGAGGAGAGGAGGAGGGGCUCUCCCCUGGAAAUUUCUGUAAUUUAGGUAUGAAAUGGUUUCCUCUUGUGCAUUUCUGGGUCUAAGUUUUGAAGUACAGGAGGGGAUAACUCCUUCCUGUUUGGUAUAAUACCUCCUUCCUAUUUGUGGAGGGGGAAAGGGUCUCCUCUGGAAGUUUUUGAAAUUUAGGUAUGAAACUAGAACUGCUUUUGAGAAAAGUGCAUGAUUCCCACAACUGCCAAUUCAUCUGAAUAGUAGUAUAAGAUCAGACGAGAAAUGUUCAAGCGUAAACCCUACUCCCUAUAUAUUCUUAAUUCCCAAUCAGACUUCCAGUGCUUUGAUUAUCAAAAACAAGUUAAUCAGACUUUCAGAGCUUUGAUACAACCCAAUCAGACUUAUAGUGCUUUGAUUAUCAAAUACAAUCCAAUCAGACUUUCAGUGCUUUGUUUAUCAAAAACCAAUGUUUCAAGGGCCAUACUUCCAAAGUGCCUGGGCUGAUUUGGCUAGUUAUCAAACUUGGCUGAGGACUUAUUGGCAAACACAUUUUUGUUCAAGUUUGGUGAAGAUCGGAUGAGAACUGUUCGACUUAAGAGUGUAGACAAGAUUUGUGAUAGACGGACAAACAGACAGGAGUAAACAAUAUGUCUCCCACCACACAGUGGUGUGGGAGACAUAAUAAUGGCCUCUAGUGCAUUUUUAGUUCGACUAUUCGAAGAAUAGUCUAGCUAUUCUACUCACCCUGGCGUCGGAGUCACACCUCGGUUAAGUUUUUGCAUGCAAGUACAUACAGCUAUCAUUUAAAGGCAUAUAGCUUUGAAACUUAUUUUUUCUUUUUCUAGGUCAAUUACCAACCUCACUGGGUCAAGUCCCAUAACUCUGACAUGUAUUUGAGCAAAUUAUGCCCCCUUUUGGACUUAGAAAAUUCUGGUUAAAGUUUUACAUGCAAGUUACUAUCUCCAAAACUAAUGCAGAUAUUGAAUUGAAAUUUCACAUGUGCCUUCGUGGUUAUAAAACUAGUUGAUAGCAGCAAGUCCCAUAACUCUGACCUUCAUUUUGGUCAAAUUAGGUCCCCUUUUGAAUUUAAAACUCUUUUGAUAUUUAACCUUUUUGGGUAAUAUUUUCCUGCUUCUGGGCCAAUAUUUCGAAUAGUCGAGCUUGGCUGUCUUACGGACAGCUCUUGUUUGGUCUAUAUGUUGAGGUAUAGGAGGGGAUACUUCCCUCCUGUUAUGGGCUUGGGAGCAUCUCCCCUCCUGGAAAUUUUGAAAUGCAGGCAUGAAAUGGUGGCCUCUGGUGCAGUUUUGGGUCUAUAUAUUGAGAAAAUAUUUAUUUUUUUUGCCAAAAUAGUUGCAUGCAACUUCGAUGAGUUUAAGUCACUGGGUAUAGGGGGAGCACGGGCUCUCUUGGCCAUGGCCCUUGAUCAGCCAGGCCUUUAUGUUGGUGUUUCGCAACAUAAAAAUCAAGUAAAUCAUUCAUUAAAUUUAAAUAUAAAUGCUGGUAAACUUAUUUAUGUUUUAGUGGUUUAACGACUUAUACAGAUAUUCGAUAUACCCAACAAAAUCUUCUGUAUAUCCAAAUAAAACUUAACGGAAUACGAGCUUUACAAGCAGAAGUCAUGCUUCACUUAUAGCACAGAAAAAUUUCCACCUUUAAUAAUACCAUUUUGUAUUUUGCACAAUUCAUGGAAAUAUGCAUACAAAAAGGAAAAAUGUUAUGCAGAAGACGCCCAUUACAUGAAACUUGCAUAAAGGAAAGUUUAUUUAAUAAUUACAAGUAUAAAAAGGUGCCUUUUUUCCUCUUUGCUGAGAAAUAGUUAACAGAGUAUUUUUUUAACAGAAUAAGUGUUUUGGUAAAAUCCUAAACAUGUUGGUCAAUAAAUUCUUAACACCACUUUGCAUUGAUAAAAUAUGAAAUAUGGUAACAAUAUUAAUUUUGUAGUAUAAAUACCAUUUUCUAAGUUGUUUAAAAACAAAAAUCAUCCUUAUUUAUCAUUUAACUAUUGUAAUAUUGUACAGUUUAAUGUUAGUUACAACCAUGUUGCACAGAAAUUUCAAAGUGAAAUGGCAUACUAACUCUGUGCAACAAAGACGUAUGUUGAGUUACGACCAUGUUGCACUGACUGAAAGUGUCUUCCUGAGAUACAACCUUUUGACAAUUUUACUUUUUUCACUUUAAUUUUAAGAAUGUGAUUUAGAUAUUUUAACAAGUGAUGUUUUUAUGUUAAAUAAGGCAAAUUAUGUAAAAAAGUGUAUUUGUUAAAAAAAUCAAGUUACGACCAUGUUGCACUGACCCAUCGAUAUAUAUUUUAAGCUUAUAUUAGAAAGAUAACGUGCAUACCAGUAAAAUUAUUAAUUACGCAAACUUCUACGGAUCUCAAUGAAACUAAAAUACACUGAAAAGUGUUAAAUAUCCAUAUUUUCCUUCUUCUUUCAAUAUGAAAUACCUUUGGAGGGUCAUGUUCUUCAAACCUGGAUAAAAAUUGAACUUGAAGGGACAGAGACAAACGAAAUUGAGAUUGUAGCAGUUAAAACUUCAUAUUACACGAAAUACAAAAACAUGCUGCGGUUGAACUAAUAUGAAUUUACCCUUGUAACAAGGUAACCUACCUCCUUAAGUAAACUCCUAGAUAAGUGUCUUAACAAAAUGCAAAGCCAUAGGGUACUUAAGUGUAUAUUUAUGGGUAUUCUAGCAUAAUACUGCUGUUAUUGUCACUUUUUGGGGGUGUUUUAACAAGGGAGAAAACGUGAGUUAACAGAAAGAUUCUCGCGCUCACAUGCUGUUAUAACACCUUUUUAUAUAUGUGCAUUCUGUGGCAAAGCGUAAACAUAUUACAGCCACAAAGGGGAUAAUUCAAAUGGAAAUGUCAUCAACAUUAGAAAACAGCUCAGAUAUUACCGCGCAUUUCAUGGAAAUUUAAUGACGUUGAGGGAGAAUGUAUUCAUUUAUUAGUUAUUUUCGCGCUAAAUGCUAGAAUAGCGUUAGCGCAUGUUCAUUUCAUGUUAUAACAUCUUCAGAAUCCCUUGGGAUUCUGCAGGCAUUAUAACACGAAAAAAAACAUGUGUUGUCCCUACAUACAAACAUCUAAAAAAGUCCUUGAAGGGUUGAGAUAGUUAUUUUUAAAAUCUAAUUUUAACCCUUUUCAUGCUGGACACAUUUGAUUCUGCCUUUGUGACCAGCAUUGAUCAUGAUCAGCCUGCACAUCUGUGCAGUCUGAUCAUGAUCUGCACUGUUCGCCAUUCCCCUUUUAACAGUUUAUGGUACUGUUCAAAUUGAAAGAAUAGAAAUUUAGCAGGGUUAUGGUUAAGUAUAAUGCAUCUGUUGCAUACCUUCAGUAAAAGUUUAGUGUAGAUCAGUUUCUUUUUGAGCUUAUGUUAUUGGCAGUACUUUAAAGAAGAUUUAGAUCUGCUAUGGUAUGUUUUCAUUUACCGCCAUAUUGACAGUAUUUCUUAAAACAUCAAAAGAAAUGAUUAGAUUGUACAACUUUACAGUUUUGCUUGAUCUUUUAUUACAUUAUAUAGUAUAUUGUAUGAUGUUGAAGUAGUAUGGUGCUACAUGUAUGUUUGAAUAAAAGAGAGUAUUUACAUUUUAUCAAA
Mercenaria mercenaria is the source of this 14299-nucleotide messenger RNA. Its product is annotated as zinc transporter ZIP1-like. Gene Ontology annotation, cellular component: plasma membrane. Gene Ontology annotation, molecular function: zinc ion transmembrane transporter activity. The coding region runs from base 194 to 1300 and encodes 368 amino acids. Lineage: Eukaryota; Metazoa; Mollusca; Bivalvia; Venerida; Veneridae. Gene Ontology annotation, biological process: zinc ion transmembrane transport. The record is from RefSeq and is a predicted model, not a curated record. The transcript has a single exon.